AUUUAGCAAGCACAACCCUCGCCGUCGACGGUCACCCUCUUGUUCUCAGGUGAAUACAUCUCGUUCAAAGUUAGCUUAUGAAUGGUUGUACAAGAUCGUCUAGAAUGCAGAGCUCGUUUAGUUUAGCCGGUCAGCUGGUGAAGAGGCGAGGAUUUUCGACGAAUUCCGAGAAAAUUGUGGCGUCUGUUCUGUUCGAGAGGCUUCCAGUCGUGAUUCCGAAGAUUGAUCCUGUUGUCUAUGCGUUUCAGGAGUUCAAGUUUAGGUGGCAACAGCAAUAUCGACGCAGAUAUCCUGAUGAAUUUCUAGAUAAAGCUAAUGCCAGGGGAAAAGGUGACUACCAAAUUGAUUAUGUUCCAGCUCCACGGAUUACGGAAGCUGACAAAACAAAUGAUAGGAAGUCACUGCAGAGAGCACUUGACAGAAGGCUCUACCUUCUUCUCUAUGGUACCACUAUUGGGGCACCUGAUAAGAAACCUGUCUGGCACUUUCCAGAAAAAGUAUACGAGACCGAGGAGACACUGCGUAAAUGUGCAGAGUGUGCCUUAGCGUCCAUCCUUGGAGGUCUUUCUCAUACAUAUUUUGUUGGAAAUGCUCCUAUGGCGCACAUGGUUGUACCGCCUACAGAAACUGCACAAGUUUCAUCUCUGAGGAGGUUCUUUUUUAAGUGUCAAGUGAUCGCAACCAAUAAAUUCAAUAUUGAGAAAUGUGAAGAUUUUGUGUGGGUUACAAAGGAUGAAUUGAUGGAAUAUUUUCCUGAUCAAGCUGAAUUUUUCAAGAAGAUGAUCAUCAGUUGAUGCAAGUAGAUUGAUCAUAUAAGCCUCAUAGAUUGUUUCAAUCAACAAAUUCCUGGUGAGUUUGUAAGUGAAAUGGUGGGUCAAGUUAUGAACCCCUAAAUUAUGGGCUGAAGCUGGAGGCUUUGUUUGUUGUUCUGAUAUAAUCUGGAUGAACGAGGAAAUUUCCUCUUCCUAUUCUAAAUGGUUCGAUCCUCUUAUUUUGAUUUCUCGAACCAAUGAAAGUAAUUAUUUGUUCAUUCUCAAAAUUUUGAGUAUCGCUUAUUUUUACAAUAUUGUUUCCUAAUCAUAUUUAAGCUAAAAGCUCUAAUUUAGAGUUCAAA
Messenger RNA from Cucurbita moschata (crookneck pumpkin), 1114 nucleotides. RefSeq names its product 39S ribosomal protein L46, mitochondrial-like. The transcript is spliced from 7 exons. The record is from RefSeq and is a predicted model, not a curated record. Bases 78 to 794 code for a protein of 238 amino acids. Gene Ontology annotation, cellular component: mitochondrial large ribosomal subunit. NCBI's taxonomy places the organism in Eukaryota, Viridiplantae, Streptophyta, Magnoliopsida, Cucurbitales, Cucurbitaceae. Gene Ontology annotation, molecular function: structural constituent of ribosome.